Messenger RNA from Exophiala viscosa, 333 nucleotides. RefSeq names its product peptidylprolyl isomerase. Bases 1 to 333 code for a protein of 110 amino acids. NCBI's taxonomy places the organism in Eukaryota, Fungi, Ascomycota, Eurotiomycetes, Chaetothyriales, Herpotrichiellaceae. The record is from RefSeq and is a predicted model, not a curated record. The transcript is spliced from 2 exons.
AUGGGACUCGCGUAUAAUGUCUACUUGAACUCGGCCAAGAUCUUUGGAUGCAAGAACUGUAAGACGCACUUGGCCGAUUUCGACGACAUCAUAUCUCGGAAUUUUCGGGGACAGCAUGGCAAAGCCUUCCUGUUCUCCACGGUCGUAAACAUCAAACAAGCAGAAGCGAUGGAACGGAACAUGACCACUGGCAGGCAUAUCGUAAGAGACAUCAAGUGCAAACAGUGCGACGAGACGGUCGGCUGGAAAUAUGACAAGGCAUAUGAGGCUAGCGAGAAGUACAAGGAAGGGAAGUACAUCCUGGAGUCUGAGCUGCUUUGUACGGUGACCUGA